AUGACAACCAUCAUUGAAGACAACAAAAUGUCAGCCGAGAGUUUUGUAGAUCCCAGCUUUGAACAGCAAUCAUCACACAAGAUAUUCGAAUCUACUCGAGAUGAAAGAGCAGAAACCAGAUUCAAUUUCUGGUCCAACUCACCCAAUUCAGUGUUUUUGGUUGUGUUAUCGAUAUUCGAAGCGAUUGUAGUCAUUGCGUUAGAGGCAGUCAUCUUUGCAAAGUUUUAUCAUACAGAGUUUUCAGCGAAUAACCUUGGGUUGGGCAUUCCUGUCUAUUUGAUGAUUUUCAUCUUUUCGCAGAUAUUUCAAGUAUUGAUUGCCUGGGAUGCUGUCCGUGCUCAAAACACCAUCCAAGUGAUUGCGUUUCUAUUGUUCAACAUUUGCUGCUUUGUAUACGCAGUAUUUCAAUUCAAACAAAUUGCAGAUGCAUUAGACUCUCAAGAUUCUGAUUUGGAGCAGUUAGCGACAUCGUUGACCUUUUUAAUCAACAGGCUCUUGAUUGUCAUUGCUGUUAUCACCGGUGUCUGCCAGUUGAUUUACUUUUACAUUGGCGCAAGAUUGUAUCAGGAAUUUGGUUGGAAGAUCUACAAAAAAAUUGGUGCUGAUCCAGAGAUUAGAAACAUGUAUCGAUGGUAUCAGAUCAUUUUGACUAUACUCAAAAUUGAUUUCUUCUUCUUUUUGGGCUAUUCAAUUCAAUACCUUGUGUUGGUGCUGAGAUCCGGAGACUAUGAGUUUGCCCUGACCAUCGUCGCUAUACCCUUGACAUGUCUAUUUCUAAUAUUGGCUGUCUAUUCAAUUCAACAUGAAUCCAGGUGGUUGAUGGGAUUGUUCUUUAUUGGCAUGUUUGCUGGCGUAGCCUAUUUUAUAUUCAAGAUUUAUCGUAUCUACGAUCCAUCACAAAGUGAAAAAUAUCGAUUUGUCAAGGAGUUUUUGACUUUUUUUGCAAGCGUUUCUCUAGCGUUGGUCAUUUUAACGAUUAUCAAUGCGUUCAUCUGUUGUUCAAAUUUUGGCAAAGGUCUUAAACCACAUUUGCGUUCCAAUCACCGAAGAUCUUCAAUGCCUCGGCAUUUGGCUGAAAGAACCCUCUCUUUGGAUUAA
Molecule: messenger RNA, 1098 nt
Organism: Mucor velutinosus
Lineage: Eukaryota; Fungi; Mucoromycota; Mucoromycetes; Mucorales; Mucoraceae
Product: Zinc transporter
Exons: 6
Coding region: 1-1098 (365 amino acids)
Cellular component (GO): Golgi apparatus
Source: RefSeq, a predicted model, not a curated record